UUAAAUUGAUAGCGAGGAUAGGGAAUUGUGUUUCAUAGUUUAUUUGAAAGAAAAGUACACUUUUUUUAAUUCGAUUGUGAAUGUGAAUUACUUAAUUUAUUUUGGAUUAUUUAUGACUUAUAAAUUUUAAUAUACUGGAAGAAUUUAAAUUUAUCGAUUUCCAUUUCGUUUUCUUAAAAUGAGUCGGGAUAAACGAGAAACUGAAUACCCAGUACAAUUAGAAACUCAAUUUAUAAUUAGGUUGCCUGAAGAACCUGCAAAAGUGUUAAGGGAAUUAAUAACGUCUGGCGAAAAUUUCAAAAAUAGAGUAAAAAUACAAAUACAUGACGAUUUGCGACACGGUGAACUUAGAGUUGAUCAUUGGUUGUUACAUACUAAAAUUGUAGAUUUACCAACCAUUGUAGAGUCAUGGAAAACAAUUGACAGAAAAAGUCUUUAUAAAACAGCUGAUAUUUGUCAGAUGAUGAUAUGUAAGGAAGAAUUAGAUGACACAACAGAAGAUGAGGCACCUACCAAAAAUAAAAAAAAGGAUCCAUUAAAAGUUGAUAAAAAAUAUCUCUGGCCACAUGGAAUCACUCCACCUACCAAGAAUGUAAGAAGACGACGUUUCCGAAAAACUUUAAGAAAAAAGUGUGCCGAGUCACCUGAAAUAGAGAAAGAAGUAAAGAGGCUAUUAAGAGCAGACAAUGAGGCUGUCAGUUUUACAUGGGAAGUAGUUAAGGAGGAAGAUGAGCAUGUUCCUAAAAAAGAAUCAUCUGCAAAUUCUCAGAAAGCAAAAGUAAAGAAAGAGUCUCAUAAAAAUGCAACUGUUGUUACAAAUCAACCUUCAAAGGUUGAAGACAUAUUUGGAGGAGCUUUAAGUGACAGUGAUGCAGAUGAUGAAAAUGUAAAUGUUGAUCUAGAAGACAGUAGAACAUCUGCAUAUGAUGACUCAUUAUCUGAUGUAAAUUCUGUCCUUGGAUUGCAAGCAAUGAGAAAUUGUCAUAUAACUCCAGAGACCAAGCCAGAUUUAAUUGAAACUAAAAAGAAGAAGUUCAAUCCACACAAAAGUAGUACUUCUAUGAUUAAUGAAUCUACUGUUUGUUAUGAACUAGAUAAUAUUCAGCAACAAUCAACUAGUUACAACAGCUCAAGUACACAAUUGCAAGAACUUGUAACUGAACUAGAAGAAUUAAAGCAAAGGAGACAAAGAACUCAACUUGAAAUAUCGAGGAUGGAAAAUAUGACAUUAAGACAAAGAUUUCAGGACAUAUUAAAAACAUUAAAUAAGGAAAUAGUUAUGAAAGAGAUGGAGUAUCAUAAGUUAAAGUCUAGCUCUAAAUAAACAAUACUCUUAUUCCCAGUUAAAAAAUAUCAUCUUUAUAAUCUCAAUUAUUCAUAGUUAUCUUGAUAUUAGUUACUUUGCUUAAAAUAUAAUAUUUAAAGGUCAGUAUUAAAUUAUAUAGUGUAUAAAGUUACUAUGCUAUAUGUUAAGUAGAAUGUACAUAUUUAAGCUUUAGCAACUGCACCUUACAUCUUUUAAACCUGUAUAAACCUUGGUAAUCAUGGCCAAAUUAUUAAUUACCAUUCCAUGGAAUGUUAUGUAUAAUGUUACUGAUAUGGUAAUUCAAAAUAAAGUUGAUAAAUUAAUAAAUAAUAUUGUGAUUAACUAAUACAAUACAUUCUUCAGUUGCAAUGGACAUAUCCAUCAACCACAACCUUCACGCUCGUAACCCUGUAAUUCAAUGACAAAUCUGUUUUUGAUGCAUUAUUUUCCAUAAUUAAUAUUAAGAGGAAUUUACAGGACAUGUGGAUAGACGAAUCUACGUUAGGUGCAAAAAAACCAAGCUCAUAACCCUAAAAUCUGACUACAAAUCACUUUUCCAACGUACUGAAAACUUUUUUUUAACAGUCAUUAUUAAUAUUACUGGCCAGGGACACCUGAGUAUUGGCGCCCCGUCAAAAAAGGUUUGACAAAAUUAUCAAAGGUGCAUAUCGAGUUACCCAGACCGGAACUGAGACAGUUUGUUUGGGCUCUUUCUUAGCAGGCAAGUAGCAUACUAAGAAAGAGACUUAUACUUAUCAAACUUAUCCCAUAAAAAAGUGUUUGAAUAAUGAUGACAAGCUUUGAAAGUUUAAGUAGGAUGUUGACACUACUUCAAUUUUUUAUUAGAGCACUAUGUUAAUAUCUAAAAUAAAAUACAGUUAGAAA
Vanessa atalanta (red admiral) is the source of this 2191-nucleotide messenger RNA. RefSeq names its product transcription initiation factor TFIID subunit 7-like. The record is from RefSeq and is a predicted model, not a curated record. NCBI's taxonomy places the organism in Eukaryota, Metazoa, Arthropoda, Insecta, Lepidoptera, Nymphalidae. Gene Ontology annotation, cellular component: transcription factor TFIID complex. The coding region runs from base 179 to 1324 and encodes 381 amino acids. Gene Ontology annotation, molecular function: RNA polymerase II general transcription initiation factor activity. The transcript has a single exon. Gene Ontology annotation, biological process: transcription initiation at RNA polymerase II promoter; RNA polymerase II preinitiation complex assembly.